This is a messenger RNA of Drosophila persimilis, 1345 nucleotides long. RefSeq names its product ejaculatory bulb-specific protein 1 (gene Ebp). Bases 43 to 1152 code for a protein of 369 amino acids. The transcript has 2 exons. NCBI's taxonomy places the organism in Eukaryota, Metazoa, Arthropoda, Insecta, Diptera, Drosophilidae. The record is from RefSeq and is a predicted model, not a curated record.
UCGUUGGCCUAUCAUCGAGUCUCCGGAGUCUCCAGUUCUGCCAUGGCUCCACAAUUGAUACUCAUCGUGCUGCUGGCCCUGCUCCGUGGGAGCUCCAAUGCCAUUAUUACCGAGCUAGCCCGCCAGGGCGAAAGUGCAGUUCAGAGCCUGGCGAACCUUCACUUGGCCCCGUUGCGCUACCUUGACGUACUUUUCGGCACCAACCAUGGGAUAGUGCCAUUCUCAAAGGGCAUUCAGUUGACCAAAACCAUCGGCUCUCCGAUCGGCGACUAUCGUCCGUACAGUAAGAUCUCCGCUGGCGUGGGUCAAGGAAGUGAUCUGAUAACCAUUAUCAAGAAUCCACGCUCCCCGUAUAGCUACGGAAUUCCAGGGUAUGAUUAUCCCACAUACCUCAAGCCCUUCUAUAGAAAGCAAGUCCGUGUUGGAGCCGGUGGGGUUCUUAUUGGACCCAAUGGACUACCUCUCGCACCCAACGGCCUGCCGAUUGGAACUGAUGGGCUACCUAUUUCACCUUUCGGUCCCAACGGUCUCCCCUACGGGCCUUUGGGUCCAAACGGUUAUCCUUAUCUACCUUUCGGUCCCACCCCGACUCCUCAUAUAGUACCGGUUCCAGGCAUUGCCGGUCCUAUCAUUAGGAGUCCCAGGGGUGCCCUUACUGUGGACAGAACUAUCGGCAUUAACACUCCCUUCGGUGGAGGUAGUAUUAAUCUGGACACAUCUGUCGGGCUCAAUAGGAUCCAUGGCCCAGGGGUGCAGGUGACUGCGGGUGGUGGGGCCGGUGUUGGUAGUGGUGGCGGUUGGUUUGGGAACGGGGGUUUCCUUGGAACAGGACUCUUCGGCACUAAGGGACUCUUAGGCACCGGAGUCUUAAGCAGUAAAAGCUUGAGCCUGGGAUUCCUCAACCCAUUCGGACUACCAUUGCCAGGCUUUAUAAUAAACCCAUUCGGAAACAUAUUUGGGUCCUUGGGCAAUUUGUUUGGCUUCGGUGGAGGAGUGCAAGCCAACGUAGGGUCACAGAUUGUAAAGGCCCCAAGAGCACAUCCACUGCUUCCAGGCGUCGAAGGAAGUAUCACUGUCGAUGUCGGCGGCUCGCUGGCCCCCCCAACGGGACUACUCGGAAUGAUCCACCCCCUGCUGAAUAUAUUCGGAUAGAGGAUUCAUCCCGCACUCACCACCGCAACGAAUACUGGAUUGGAUAUUGCAAUGAAAACGGCUCCGAUGGUUUAACGCUUAGGAUUAAUCUUUUAGUAUUAAGAAACGACAAGUGUCUGGGUUGAAUUAGCAUUUGUCUUGGCCAAGCUUUGUAAUUGUAAUACCCAAUAAUAAAAUUAAGCAGCAUUCCAAA